AUGACUGUUUUCAUUGAGUUGGCAUUUCUGACUUGGAUCCAGGUCUAUUUUGUAUCAUCCAGCUUCAACUUCAACAUUCUAUCCGGAGUGGACAAAGCCUCAGAGGAGCCAAGGCAGCUGGGCACGAUUGACGAGGCAGGUAGAGCACCAUCUGUUCAAACUCCCGCCGAAAUCUUCAGGAAGAGCAGCGGACUCUCAGGUCUGCCUGUGCUCUCAGAAGCUAUAUCAGCCGGGACAUUAGGCUCCACAGAUGCUUCAUCAGAUGGAUUCGACUCUGGUCGUCCCGGAAAAGUCAGGAAAUGGCUAUCAAUAGGGCCGUCAAGUUAUCAAAGCGAAGGGCAUUCGGAAAGUAGUAAUGAGCCUCCUUCAAAAAAGCAACAUUCAAAUCUGGAUACGACCGUUGCUUCUCCAGCAACGGACAGUAACACUUUCUGGCUGCCUUCAGUGCAAGCCCAUGGUAAAUCGUCUGGAAACUGUUAG
Puccinia graminis f. sp. tritici CRL 75-36-700-3 is the source of this 480-nucleotide messenger RNA. RefSeq lists its product as uncharacterized. The transcript is spliced from 3 exons. The record is from RefSeq and is a predicted model, not a curated record. Lineage: Eukaryota; Fungi; Basidiomycota; Pucciniomycetes; Pucciniales; Pucciniaceae. Bases 1 to 480 code for a protein of 159 amino acids.